AUGCGAUGUCGUUUUGUGUUGCAGACGGAGCAGCUGACAGUUCUGUGGAUCCUUUUCGCUCUGAUCGUGCUCGGCAACUCGGCCGUGCUCAUAGCGCUCUACCUCAACAAGAACCGCAAAUCCCGCAUGAACUUCUUUAUCAUGCAGCUGGCGUUUGCAGACCUGACGGUCGGCCUCAUCAAUGUGUUGACGGACAUCGUGACAAGGAUCACCAUUGUAUGGUACGCGGGCAACGUGGCCUGCAAGAUCGUACGUUUCCUGCAGGCAGUCGUUACGUACUCGUCGACCUACAUGCUGGUGGCACUGAGCAUUGACCGCUACGACGCAAUCACGCACCCCAUGAAUUUCUCAGGAAGCUGGAGGCGGGCACGAGCGCUCGUGGUGACAGCCUGGGGUCUCAGCUUCCUUUUCUCCAUACCCAGCAUGAUCUUUUUCGAGGAGCAGCCCAUCCAAGGGCACGCGCAGUGCUGGAUCGACUUCCCGCACAACUGGCAGUGGCAGGUCUACAUGACGCUGGUGGCGGUGGCGCUGUUCAUCGUGCCCACGGUGAUCAUCUCGGCGUGCUACGCCGUCAUCGUGUUCACCAUCUGGAGCAAGAGCAAGCUGCUGGCGCCCAGUGUGCGGCCGUCCAGGUACUCCGCCAGCCGUGGCAACAGCCGUGCGGGCAGCGGCGUCGGCAGGGGUCCGGCGCCGACCUUCUCGGACGAUCAGGACUGCCGGCGCGCCAGCUCGCGGGGACUCAUACCCCGGGCCAAGAUCAAGACCGUCAAGAUGACAUUCGUCAUCGUCUUCGUGUUCGUGCUGUGCUGGAGCCCGUACUUCGUGUUCGACCUGCUGCAGGUGUUCGGCCACGUGCCGAGGACGCAAACGAUGGUGGCGCUGGCGACGUUCAUACAAAGUCUGGCGCCGCUCAACAGCGCAGCCAACCCGGUCAUCUACUGCGUCUUCUCCACGCAGAUAUGCCGCACGCUCAGGAAGCUGCCGCCGCUGCGCUGGCUGUCGGUGUGCUUCCCACGGCAGGCCGGCCGCGAAGGACGGCGCAUCCGCUACGACACCACCUCCACCGUCACCGAGACGCUCACGCAGCCGUCAGGAAAGAAGAAGGGACUCUGUCUACAGUGGAUAUCAAAUGCUGAUGUCAAUCUUGCUACACAUGAAGAGGAAAUAAAAAAUUAG
Schistocerca serialis cubense is the source of this 1176-nucleotide messenger RNA. RefSeq names its product cardioacceleratory peptide receptor-like. Gene Ontology annotation, cellular component: membrane. Gene Ontology annotation, biological process: G protein-coupled receptor signaling pathway. The record is from RefSeq and is a predicted model, not a curated record. The transcript has 9 exons. Bases 1 to 1176 code for a protein of 391 amino acids. NCBI's taxonomy places the organism in Eukaryota, Metazoa, Arthropoda, Insecta, Orthoptera, Acrididae. Gene Ontology annotation, molecular function: vasopressin receptor activity.